AUGGAAAGCAAUCAAAAUGCCCCUGGAGCUUCUGCAAAUGCUGCUGUUCAACCAAAUGGUGUUGCCCAUCAGUCUGUUAAUGCACAUCUAGUUGAUCCGGCGCCUCAGGUUGCUGCUGGUGGAGCUCCUGCACCUCAAGUUGCUCACAAUGCAACUCAGGAUGUUGUCAUGAAUGACCCAGCUGGUAAUGGUGAUGAGGUUUAUGUAUGUCCCUGCACCACAUACAAGUGA
Linum tenue is the source of this 231-nucleotide messenger RNA. The record is from the annotation of a GenBank genome assembly. NCBI's taxonomy places the organism in Eukaryota, Viridiplantae, Streptophyta, Magnoliopsida, Malpighiales, Linaceae.